CGUUAGAUCUGUAUUGUGCAUGUGUUUCUUUCACUGUGGAAAGCUUUACUCAUAUUUUUGCCUUGAAAUUAGUUUUAAUUGUUGAUUUUUCACAACUUCAAACCAAUUACAAGAUGGUGCAGUCUUGUUGUGCUAUAAACUGUACGACCAGAAGAGAAAAAGGGGUGAAAUUAAAAUUUCUGAGUAUACCCAAGGAUCCCGCAAGGAGGAAACAGUGGUUAGUUGCCAUAAGAAGGGAGAAUUUUAAUCCGAGUGAUAGGACAGUUAUAUGCGAAAAUCACUUUACAAAGGACGAUUUGAGCUAAAUGUACAUGGAAAUACAGUUCUCAAGAAAACUGCAGUGCCUUCUGUUUUUAAUUUCCCCGUACAUUUACAGCAAAAAGUAGUAAUAAGGAGACCUUUAAAACGAAAGAUAUCUGAUAACAAAGAACAUGGUGCUAUUGCCAGUACAUCAGGCAUAAAUACUGAACCAGUAUUAGGAGUUAUGUCAAGUGAAUCUGUCAGUGCUGAAAAUGAGGAUAUAGAUUCUGAGCAACCUACUACUACAUCUCAAAUGGAAUUCCCUAAAAGGUAACAGGAUAACAGUU
Acanthoscelides obtectus is the source of this 587-nucleotide messenger RNA. The record is from the annotation of a GenBank genome assembly. Lineage: Eukaryota; Metazoa; Arthropoda; Insecta; Coleoptera; Chrysomelidae.